Molecule: messenger RNA, 1212 nt
Organism: Purpureocillium takamizusanense
Lineage: Eukaryota; Fungi; Ascomycota; Sordariomycetes; Hypocreales; Ophiocordycipitaceae
Exons: 1
Coding region: 1-1212 (403 amino acids)
Source: RefSeq, a predicted model, not a curated record
AUGCUGUCCCUCAUCACUCAUCCCAACUUCGAAGUCACAGCUUCAACGCUGCGCUCUACCAUGAUUAAUGUGGAUCAUGGUCAUGAAAUUCUUGCCUUGCUCGGUGAUCGCCCCGAAACCAGGGAGUUCUUUGACCAAUCACUCCUGGCAAUUGCAAUUACAGACUCUAGCAAGGAUAUGGUAACAUAUCUUCUAGAUCGACUCGGCAAUACUCUGAUUGUAACUGCGACCAUGAUUACACAAGCCUCUACAAACUGGAAAUUUGGUCUGGAGAUCGCCGAGAUGCUCCUUGACCGGUUUCCCAACGACAUCCACAUAACAGACGACAUCAUCCUCUCCAUCAUGGACGUGAACUCGAGUGACUCGACCGACUCCUCAAAGGUUCACGACGUCUUGCAGCUACUGUUUAAGCGAGUUGGACCAGAAUUUCCGGUCACAGAGCGACUGCUGCUAGGUGCUGCUAGGUCAGAGUUUGAAGAAGGUGACGAAGCAGUAGUUUUCAGGCUUGUCUUGAGUCGUUUCAGCGACAUUUUGCCGAUCCCCGACGACGUCAUCAUGGCUGCGGCGGAGAACUCGAAUGCAUGGGCUGCUAUGCUGCUACUCCUCCGUCGCCGCAAGCCGGAGAUACGCAUCACAGAGGAGAUCCUGUGUGCUGCAAUCCCAAACAUGGACUCGUACUCAUCUCUGCUAUGCAACGCGGCCAGGCACUCUGUCAGAAUCACUGAGAAAGCCAUAGAGACCGCUGCGAAAGUUUCGGAUAGGGAAGGGUUCUUGCAGGUAUUGAACGCUGCCGAUACCAAUAUCCGAAUUACCCAGGAUAUUCUUCUUGCUGCUGCCACCAAUUACGAUCACAAUGGCAUCCAGAUCAUGUGGCUUUUGCUACGAGAAUCUAUGAAUGCGGAUGAAGUUGGAAUCGAAAUCCUCGAGGAGGUUUUGCAGGGCGACAAGUGGGGCAUCAUGUCCGUUAUACUCAAACGGCGUGGCGCGACGAUUCGUCUAGAUAAGGAUCUUAUACAGGGUUGGAUUUCUAGUGAACGUACUUGCCGGAAAGCGUUGAAAUUUCUGUUGCAGGACAAAGCAGCCGAGGUUGACAGCAUCCUGGACGCCAUGUCUGCGGAUGAGCGGGCAGAGUUUGUGGAACGACGGGACCAACUUUUCAAGCGGUUUGAGCAAGACUCUUGGGAAGACAUAUUCAAGAGGCAAGGUAAAUAG